AUGCGUUCAAUGUUUUUUGUCGUCGCGUCGCUAGUGUCACUAGCGAUCUGCGCUUCCGCGCCUUUAGACUCGGACGUGAUUCAACAAAUUCCACAAAAACUAGAAGCAACACCAUCAGCUACAGGAAAAGAUGUUGCGAAAUCUGGUGCUGCGGAAAAAGGUUUGGAUGCAUCUGAGCCCAAGACUCCGGAACCAAGAGUUCGUCGUGAUUUAGGUGGUCAGGAAAGUGACUUACUCCCAUCAAAUAAAGAUGUGGAUGACUCUCCCUUCAGUGAAAACUUACAACUGGACGGUCACAAUAGGAUUAGAGUCUUGCCCGCUUUUAUGGGUUGA
Molecule: messenger RNA, 333 nt
Organism: Parnassius apollo (apollo)
Lineage: Eukaryota; Metazoa; Arthropoda; Insecta; Lepidoptera; Papilionidae
Source: the annotation of a GenBank genome assembly